AUGGAUGGCUUGAGCUCACCUGGACCUAAUGGCUUUCCAGCAGCCUUUUAUCAACAAAACUGGGAUGUGGUGGGGAGGCAGGUCAGUGAAUCAGUUAUGUAUGUGCUUAAUUCUAAAGGCAACUUGGAUGUUAUUAAUAAUACUUUCAUUGCUUUAAUCCCAAAAAAGAAUAAUUGUACUAAAGUUUCUGAUUUCAGGCCAAUAUCUAUUUGUAAUGUUUUAUAUAAGAUUAUCUCCAAAGUCAUAGCCAACAGGCUUAAGAAAAUUCUGACUAGCAUCAUUUCUCAGAACCAAUCAGCUUUCAUUCCUGGAAGGCUUAUCUCUGGUAAUGUAAUAGUUACUUUUGAGGCUUUGCAUUCUAUGAAUUGUAAAAUGGCAGGAAGAGAAGGGUAUAUGGCAAUGAAGCUUGACAUGAGCAAAGCAUAUGAUAGGGUUGAGUGGUCUUUUCUAAGAGCUGCCUUAUGUAAAAUGGGGUUUGAUUUUUCUUGGGUAGAGUUGGUGAUGAGAUGUGUGGAAUCAAUGUCCUACUCCAUUUUAGUCAAUGGUGUCCCUCAAAGUGAGUUUAGACCUUCAAGAGGCAUUAGACAAGGUGAUCCAUUACCACCUUAUCUCUUCAUAAUGUGUGCUGAAGCUUUGAGCUCUAUGAUCAGUAAAAGGGUAGAAGAAGGAGUCAUCUCAGGAGUGCCUUUUGCAAGGGGUAGAAUCAGAAUUUCCCACCUGUUUUUUGCUGAUGACAGUUUGUUAUUUUGCAAAGCAAAUGCUUUGGAAUGGGGUAAGCUGCACAAUAUCCUGAAAAUUUAUGAGGAAGCCUCGAGUCAAAGAUUGAAUCUUGAAAAAACUUCAAUACAAUUCAGUAGAAACACAGCUAAGUCAACUCAAGAUUUCAUCCUUAGCAUUGCAGGAGUGAGGUCCUCAAUGGCUUAUGAGAAGUAUCUUGGUUUACCAACUGUUGUUGGCAAAGCAAGAGAGAAAUCAUUCAGAGAUAUUCUGGAUCGAGUCAGAAUGAGGGUUAGCAAUCAAAGGGUUAAAUUUUUAUCUCAAGCAAGAAAGGAAAUAUUCAGCAAGGCUGUUGUGCAAGCCCUCCCAACUUAUAGCAUGUCUGUUUUUAUGCUACCUGCCAAACUCCUUCAAAAUUUAAACAGCAUUAUGCAUAAAUUUUGGUGGGGUCAGCAUGAGGCAAAAAGAAAGAUUCAUUGGGUAGCUUGGAGCAAAAUGGGAAGAUCUAAGGCUGAUGGAGGUAUGGGUUUUCGAGACUUAGAAGGUUUUAACCUUGCACUUCUAGCAAAACAAGGUUUAAGAGCCAAGUACUUCCAAGAGACUUCUUUUGUGAAUGCAAAGUUGGGUCAGAAACCAUCAUAUAUAUGGAGGAUUAUGCUUAAAGCAAGAAACCUGAUUGAUGCAGGCUCUUUUUGGAGAAUUGGGUCUGGUGAUAAGGUCAGAAUUUGGGGAGACAAAUGGCUACCUAAGACCAUACCAUCUGUAGUUAAAAGCCCAAUAUCCCAACUUGAUGGCAAUGCUAAAGUUCAAGAACUGUUAAAGCCAGGGGAAAAGAGAUGGAGUAUGGAGCUUGUGGAACACAUCUUUUGCAAAGAAGAUGUUGAUAUCAUUGCUCAAAUUCCAAUCAGCUCAUCCACUAGUCCUGACCAACUGAUAUGGAAAGGAACCUCUUCAGGUUUUUUCACAGUCAAAAGCGCAUACCAUAUGCACCAGGAGAUGAACCAAGCUCUUAAAGGGCAACCAUCGAGCAAUCAUAAUUUCAAGGAGUCAAAUCUUUUUAAGAGGAAGAUUGUUGCACAUCCAAAGUGCCCAAUUUGCGAGAUAGAGAAAGAGACAAUAGCACAUGCUUUAUGGGAUUGUGAGUCAGCAAGAGAUGUUUGGAGCCAAUGUACCAAGAGCAUUCAGAAAAGGCAUUUCCCACAUAUGGAUUUUUUAGAGAUUUUCGAAGCUAUUGCAGAAGGAAUGAGUUUUGAGUGCAUACAAGAAUUUGUUAUGGUUGCAAAGCAAAUUUGGUGGAGGAGAAAUGAGUUUAUUUUUAACCAAAGGUUUAGACAUCCUAAUCAAGUCGUCUUGGUUGCAAAUCAGAACUUAAGAAUGAUGAAGGACUUGGAAAUGCAGAAAAAUGGCUCCUCAGCUCGUAGUAACAGCAACAUAAUUAUUUGGCAACCACCUCCUAUACUUUUUUAUAAGGUUAAUUGGGAUGCGGCUGUGGACAAAAUUAGAGCUAAAAUUGGUAUUGGUAUAGUAGUCAGAGAUUGUGAAGGAAGAAUAAUAGCAACUAUGAGGAGAAAACAAAGCCUUCUUCCCCUUCAUUCUUUGGCUGAAGCAUAUGGGGCACUAUUAGCAGUGGAUUUUGCACUAGACCUAGGGUUAACAAAGACUAUCUUUGAAAGGGAUUCACUCCAAACAGUCCAAGCUUUGAAGAAAGAGGAGGAUCAACUGUCCAGCUUUGGCAUGUAUGUCUCUGAAACCAAGAUGAAACUUAGAAAUUUUGAUACUUGGAAUGUCACUCAUGUCAAAAGUAAGGGUGGGCAGCGGGGCCCCUCCCCCGCCCCCGCUACCCGCCCCUCUUCCGCUCCGCCUUCGCAUGGCGGGGCGGGCAACCCCGCUCCGCCCAUGCGGGGGCAGGGUCCCCCGCCCCACAUCUAG
Molecule: messenger RNA, 2646 nt
Organism: Juglans microcarpa x Juglans regia
Lineage: Eukaryota; Viridiplantae; Streptophyta; Magnoliopsida; Fagales; Juglandaceae
Exons: 3
Coding region: 1-2646 (881 amino acids)
Molecular function (GO): RNA-DNA hybrid ribonuclease activity; nucleic acid binding
Source: RefSeq, a predicted model, not a curated record